UCCAAGAUGGCGUCCGGAGGGAAAAGCCAUGUUCUUCUGACAGGCUCUCCAGGGGUUGGCAAGACGACUAUGUGUAAAAAAGUUUACGAGGCACUUCAAGGAAAAGCCAUCCAGGCCCAAGGAUUUUAUACACAGGAGGUCCGCAACAGUCAGACAGGAAGUAGGGUGGGGUUUGAUGUUGUGACUCUGAAUGGGCAACGUGGACCUUUAGCCAGAACAAAGAGCAAUGUUCAGUUUGCAAGGGCACGAGCAUCACCUUCAGUUGGCAAUUAUGUAGUGGAUGUCAAGUCAUUUGAGCAGCUUGCACUUCCAACCAUUAAGACAUGCACUGAAAAUUCCACCAAGAUUACUCCACAUGGCAAGACAGUGGUUAUAGUAGAUGAAAUAGGAAAAAUGGAACUUUUCAGUCAGAGCUUUAUCAGUGCAGUCCGUGAACUGUUUUUAUCUCCACAAGCUACAAUACUGGCCACUGUACCCAUAACAAAACAGCGACCUAUCCCAUUUGUGGAGGAGUUGAAGAACAGGCAAGAUGUGACAUUGAUUGAGGUCACAAAGAAUACGCGAGAUGAAUUGGUUAAUGAUGUGGUACGGCUCCUCGAAGAUUCCCUCGCCAGAACCUAAAUCAAAGGCUGUCCAUCCUUUCAGUGACCUGUAGUAACCCUAUUUUCAGUGGAAUUUCUACACCAGGAUCAGAAUUUGGGUUUCGCUUGGAACACAAUUGAUGCCACUUUAUGGGGUAGAGUAGCCAGCAGAGCAGGCGUGAUUUUGGCGAGCGAGUGCUCAGUAUUUUCUUGGUGAAAUUUUUCGCUGUCAUCUUUUACUUUUUACAGUCGUAGGAUGCCGGGCAGAGAAAGAAAUGAUUACCAAGGGGGGAUGAAUGACGAUCAAGGCAAGGAGAGGGGAGGGGUAGGGUCACGUUCCCCACUCCCACCGUCCACUCUAACUCUAAAUCAAACAUGGCCGGUUGGAUAAACGAUCUUACAAGCUUGUAUCGCUAACUCGCCUCACAAAGACGCCUACGCCGUUUGCUAACGGAUUGAGCUGAGAUGGCAGAUAUUUUGAGAGGAUUAAUACACAUGUAGUCUUAAGACAAUGAAACUGCUUGAUCAAUCACAAAUUAAUAGACUUUACUGACUCGC
This is a messenger RNA of Pocillopora damicornis (cauliflower coral), 1139 nucleotides long. Its product is annotated as cancer-related nucleoside-triphosphatase. The record is from RefSeq and is a predicted model, not a curated record. Lineage: Eukaryota; Metazoa; Cnidaria; Anthozoa; Scleractinia; Pocilloporidae. Gene Ontology annotation, molecular function: ATP hydrolysis activity.